Messenger RNA from Neurospora hispaniola, 2209 nucleotides. Its product is annotated as GPI mannosyltransferase 2. Gene Ontology annotation, molecular function: GPI mannosyltransferase activity; alpha-1,6-mannosyltransferase activity. Gene Ontology annotation, biological process: GPI anchor biosynthetic process. Bases 223 to 2013 code for a protein of 596 amino acids. The record is from RefSeq and is a predicted model, not a curated record. NCBI's taxonomy places the organism in Eukaryota, Fungi, Ascomycota, Sordariomycetes, Sordariales, Sordariaceae. The transcript is spliced from 3 exons. Gene Ontology annotation, cellular component: mannosyltransferase complex; endoplasmic reticulum membrane.
CUUUCGCGCGCCCAAGGUACACACAUACCUUUGAUGGUCUGAGUGAGAUACACGUUGUGUUGCACCACAGUCCCACGGCCUUCCCGUCGCCAUCCCAAUCACCGUCUACAAUUCUUCUCGAGUCUCCCGUAGGUCUUUGACCCCUACCUAUUGCAGCUCCGGAUCCAGAUACACUAGAUAUCAACAAAAUAUCAAAACGAAAAAAAAAAAAAAACCAAUGACAUGACAACCACCACAUCUUCUCCCAAGAGUUCCGGUUCCGCACUCGCGCACCCCCACAAAAUCAUCCUCAAAUCCUUUAUCCUCUGGAAACUCUUCCUCUUGCUGAUCGCUGUUGGCUCGACCCUCGUUAAUGAUCGCGCCUACGACACUUCAGCCGAUUUAUUGCUGGUAGGCAAUGCCGAACCUCUUUCUGUCAACGAUGGUAAUGAUGGGGUUGCAGAGCUGUUGAGCAACUUUGGCAAGCGGCUGGUCACGAGGUUCACGAGUUGGGAUGCUAUCUAUUUUGUGAGUGCGGCGAAGAGGGGGUAUGUUUAUGAGCAGGAGUGGGCUUUUGGGACAGGGUUGGUGGUGUGCGUGAGGGGGGUUUUGAAGGCUCUCCAAACCCUCGGCCUGCCCCUGCCCCUCGCCACCUCACCCACCGCCCUCGCAGAAGCAACCACGGCCCUCCUCCUCUCCAACGCUUCCCACCUCCUCGCCUCUCUUGUUCUCUACCGCCUGACUCUCCUCUUACCAUUCUCCGGUUCGAAGUCUUCUCCCCAAAAGCAGCGUAAACUAGCCCUCCUCACCUCCCUCCUGCACAUCUUCUCCCCCGCCGGCCUGUUUCUCUCCGCCCCCUACGCCGAAAGCUCGUGUGCUUUGUUUUCGUUCUUGGGGUGGUGGUUUUAUGCUCAAUCUUGUUUAUCUGAUCAAGAUGGUACCACCGCUGUGUCUGACAACGUUGAGGGGAGUGAAAAGGGGUCAUUAACCCUGAAAGGAGACCUCCAUCUGCUCCUAGCCGGCCUUUCCUUCGGUCUCGCCACAUUAUUCAGAAGUAACGGUAUCUUGAACGGACUACCCUUUGCUUGGGAGGUUCUUACUAUUCUAUCAGGGCUCGUUAUCACUACGUCUGAGGAAAGAGGAAGAGGAAGAGUCCCGCUGCUCAGGACGCUGAGACGACUCAUCGCCCUAGGCUUGGGUGGGAUCUUUGUAGCGGCGGGAAGUAUCGUGCCGCAAGCUGUGGCGUGGUUGAGGUAUUGCCCUUCUGGGAGUUUGUGGUUGUUAAACAAGUUUUUGUCAUCGGGGUCAGAGGUAGAGGUAUCCGAGACAUCCGGCGGUAGUGGUAGCGCCCGCGGCUAUGGUAGCAGUGGCGUUGGUGCUGGUGUGAAUGCUGGUGCUGGUGGUGGGCUAGAGGAACUUGUGGCGCAGGACGAAGCAAGGGAGUGGUGCGCUGCGGUGGUGCCUAGCAUUUACACGUUUGUGCAGAAACAUUAUUGGAACGUCGGUUUCCUCCGCUACUGGACCCUUCCCAACAUCCCGCUUUUCCUACUCGCUGCUCCGAUGCUCGCGAUCCUCGUCAAAUCGGCACUUGACCAGCUCAGUCAGCAAUCAUCCACAGCAACAGUACCCCUAGCCAUGAACUCCGACGCCAAGUCUACGUCUUCUGCCUCCCCAGACACCCCUUCAUCGGGCUCUGUCAAGUCCGAUGAAGCCGGUUUCAUCCCCCCACCCCCCGAAUUACCAACGAUAGCCCAACAACGCAUGCAGAUCCUCAUCGGCUCGGCAGCCGCGGAACAGGUGCUGCUUGCGGUCCUGGCGGUAAGCACGUACCACGUGCAAAUCAUCACGCGGAUAUCGUCAGGGUAUCCGCUGUGGUACUGGUGGUUGGCUCAGCAGCUUAUCGGUGAUGGGGACAUGCAGCAGCAGCAGCAGCAGCAGCAGCAGAAGAAGCUGGGCAAGGGGAUUGUGGUGUUUAUGGUCAUGUAUGCGGCGAUUCAGGGGGUGUUGUUUACUUCGUUUUUGCCGCCGGCGUAGACUAGGAUUCAUCGUUUUGAGGAACAGAAAUGGGGUACCUGUGUUGAGGUAAGGGAUAUGUCGUUUGUUGCUACCCUUGGAUGUUGGAGUUAGGAAGAAACGAAAUGUACCUAUAUACACAGCCAAUCCAUCAUGUCUUUGCUGUCGAGCUUCUUUGCGAUUGAGAGAGAUUCUUGACUGUCUUAUGGUUGUUUAU